Molecule: messenger RNA, 3732 nt
Organism: Daldinia childiae
Lineage: Eukaryota; Fungi; Ascomycota; Sordariomycetes; Xylariales; Hypoxylaceae
Product: Peroxisome biosynthesis protein PAS1
Exons: 2
Coding region: 1-3732 (1243 amino acids)
Biological process (GO): protein import into peroxisome matrix
Cellular component (GO): cytosol; peroxisome; peroxisomal membrane
Molecular function (GO): ATP binding; ATP hydrolysis activity
Source: RefSeq, a predicted model, not a curated record
AUGGCUCCAUCUCAGCGGAAGAACGCGCAGUCUGUCGCUGCUGAGAUAUCCCUUGUACAUCUUAAAAACUGUCUCGUGAAUCUCCCGACCUCGCUAGUCAAUCUACUUGUAACUGUCAAUACUCCUGCCCAAAAUGUUGUUGUCGAACUCAACUAUCGCGUCCCAUUGCCUGCGAAUGGUUCCCCCCAAACCAAUGGCUCCUCGUCACAAAGAUCGCUCUAUGUCGGAUGGACGGGAAUGCCUAGCAAACGCAAGAUAGCAUCUAUAGUAGAUCGCGAUGGUAUAAUUGGUACACGUGGUAGUGGAAGAGAUCAGGAGGUAGCUUCCGUCGAGAUUGACGCUACCUUGGCUCGUACUCUUGGAUUGCCAGACGGUCAGAAGGUUACGGCCAUAAUACAUGUCGAUCCUCCUUUGGCGCAUACGGUAAAUAUCGAACCGCUGACGCCUGAAGACUGGGAGAUCAUCGAGUUACACGCGACCUUUUUAGAAUUAAAUCUACUAUCACAAAUCCGCGCGCUCCCGAAUCCAGCGUACACCGCCUUACCGGGUCAGCCUCCCAGCACACAUCCCUUGACUCUCCAUCUCUCGCCCACAUCUACAGCCAAUAUAAAGAUUUUGUCCCUCGAACCGGCUCCCUCAGCAGAUGUUCCGUUUGUGAAAAUUGCACCCGACGCCGAAGUCAUCGUUGCGCCAAAGACGCGAUCUAAACCAUCUAAAAGCACACGGGAAGACCGUAGUGUAGGUAGCACGUCAAGGAGAAGCGCGAAGAGUUCGGCUAGUACAGUGCGUAGGAAGAGUGCUCGAGAAGAGAAGAAGCCAAGCUUAUUUUUAAGAGGAAUCGACCGGAAACUUUGCGACGAAUGGUUUGACGAAGAAUCAGCGCCGCUGGACUUGAGCGUAUGGGUUGAUCGCGAUCUUCUACUAUCAAAGGAAUUUCGCGGCGUAACGUGGGCUGCUGUAAAUAUUGUUAAACCAGCUGGGCUUCAACCUCCUCUUGACCCCCAAAAGCAGCAAGAAAAUGCAACGAAUGGCGAGACUACGAAAGCGACCGAGAAGGUCGUUGCCCAAUUACGUCCGUGGGAUGAUCCCCCGACGACCCAGACCAUUGCUCUCUCUACCCCUCUAUGCGCAAUGCUCGGCUGUUUAGGGAUCGUUGGAGGAAUCGCAAAGAUUGAACCGGCACCGGCGCCAUUAUCGCGUAAUGCGAUACAAAAAUUGAAAGUCUCUCCUUUUUCAAUUGAAGAUCUUAGAACCUCAGAUGGCUUGAAAUUUGGUGGAGAGUCGAAAGUUGAAAAAGAGGAAGCAUCCAGAAGGAUAUUUAAUAUUUAUGGUCAAAAGGGCAAAGUCAAUGGGUUAUUGCACGGCCCUUUAACCGACGGUAUGGUAUUACCAGUAUACGACACCCUUGAGUUAUCACACGGCUGGGAGGGUGGCAUUGUGAAGUUUGAAGGCGCAAAUCUGGAUUCCAAUUCCAAGGAUCAUUUGAAUUGGUACCUGGGGUCUGAAAAACCUGUGCCGAUUGAGGUACAAACACCAGCUCCUCGCCCAACUUGGUUAGUAGACGAUGAGAUAAACGAGCAAAAACCUUCAGGCGACUCAGUUCUAGUUGGAAUCGACUCACUCCUAACCGAUUUGAAAUCCCACCUCUCACAUAUGUCGUCUGUCCUCCUAAGCGGUGCUUUGGGAGCAGGCAAGACAGCUAUAGUUCAGUCCCUUGCUCGGACACUGCAAGAGGAAUUUCUAUUCCACACAACUUACUUUCCAUGUAGAAAGCUUGUCAAUGAUGAAAGCAGAAUUUCCACGAUCAAGGAAACGUUAAAUAGAAUAUUCAUGGGUGCUAGCUGGGGCGCAAGACUCGGUGGGAAAGCGCUUGUCAUACUCGACGACCUGGAUAAAUUGUGCCCGGUAGAGACCGAGCUGCAAGUGGGAAAUGAUAACAGCCGAAGUAGGCAGGUCAGUGAGACUAUCAGCUCAAUUGUGCGCCAGUACUGUGGACGCGACAGGGGUGUUGUUCUCCUAGCUACCGCCCAAGGCAAAGAGUCGCUCAACAACGUAAUCAUCGGAGGUCACGUCGUCCGGGAAAUCGUCGAGUUAAAAGCGCCGGAUAAAGACGCCCGAAGAAAAGUGUUAGAAACGAUUGUGAAACAGCAAACCGUGGCUCCGGAAUCUUUAAAGGCGCCCGACUCGUGCGGUAGUCGUCCUACUACCGCCAAUGGGAGUGUGGGUGGUGAUGAUGCUGGCACAUGGAUGGAUGGUGCGGAUCAGCGUAGCCGUGGCAAUUCUGUUUCUACAAAUACGAAGUUAGAUGGUUUCCUUUUAGACCCAGAAUUGGAUUUCCUCGACCUUGCCGGGGAGACCGAUGGCUACAUGCCGGGAGAUCUAAUUCUUCUCGUGUCUCGAGCUCGUAACGAAGCUUUGAUACGGUCUGUUAGUGAGGAGCCUUUAAAUGAAUCACUAGACAUCGUUCAACUCAGUCGCACCGAUUUCGAUAACGCCCUCAAAGGGUUCACGCCGGCAUCUCUCCGGAAUGUUCCGCUGCAGACGUCGACAACUACCUUCGACUCAAUUGGUGGCUUAAAGGAGACGCGACAGAUCUUACUCGAGACAUUGCAAUAUCCAACAAAAUACGCGCCGAUAUUUGCGCAAUGCCCUUUGAGGUUACGUUCCGGAUUACUAUUAUACGGUUUCCCUGGCUGCGGUAAAACUCUUCUCGCAAGCGCAGUGGCAGGCGAGUGCGGGCUCAAUUUCAUAUCCGUGAAGGGACCUGAAAUAUUAAAUAAGUACAUUGGAGCCAGCGAGAAAAGCGUUCGCGAUCUUUUUGAACGCGCUUCUGCUGCAAAGCCGUGUGUGCUUUUCUUCGAUGAAUUCGACUCGAUCGCACCCAAACGAGGGCAUGACUCGACAGGCGUUACAGAUCGAGUAGUCAAUCAGCUUUUGACCCAAAUGGACGGCGCGGAAGGGUUAUCUGGUGUGUACGUCUUAGCCGCAACAUCGCGGCCGGAUCUAAUCGAUCCCGCCCUGCUUCGUCCGGGACGGUUAGACAAGAGCUUGCUAUGCGGCUUUCCGACUGUAGAAGACCGUGCCGAUAUCCUACAGGCUCUGAGCAAGAAAAUUAAGCUUAGCAAAGAGUUGGUAGCGUCUGAAGAGAGUUUCCUUGAACUCGCGAAGCGUACAGAAGGGUUUUCUGGUGCUGAUUUACAGGCGCUUAUCUCGAACGCUCAACUGGAAGCCAUUCACGACGUGCUUAAAGACAUCGACGUACAACCUUCGGGCGACAAACGUAACGGUGUUGACCCACGAGCCAAAGCAAGCACAGCCGUGAGCAAUCGGAAUUUUGUCCAAUUUCGCUACGGCAUCGAGGCGGCCCUAGCCGAAGCAGAGGAAAAGACGAAGAAAGGAUAUAACAAAUCGUCCCAGCUAGCCGAGAAUGCUGCUAUAGCAGCUAAACUAUCAGAAAUAAAAGCAGCAAGGAAACAGACAAAGCUGGGUCAGAAGAGGGUAAACCAUACUACAGGAGAUAGCGGUGAGAAGGGGAAAGAAGGAAGUAGUACGGAGGUUCUUAUUGGAUGGAGGCACGUAGUAAAAGCGUUGGAAUCUACUAGGGCUAGCAUCAGUCCUCAAGAGAGAAACCGACUAGAACGAAUCUAUAGGGAAUUCGUAGUCGGACGCAGCGGUGAGAUGCGGGAUGGUCAAGGAAGCAUGGAGAUUGGCGGGCGAAGCAGCCUCAUGUAG